GGGGGUAGGACGGCUGGGGAGGCCCAGGCGGCGGAGCCUCCGGGACGGCGAACGGCAGGCUGCGGAGGAGGAGACGGCGGGUCGGGCAUUUUAAAAAUAUUUAAUCAUUCAUGAGUUGAGCCUCAUUCUUGAGUUAUGGAUGACAAAGCUUCUGUUGGAAAAAUCAGUGUCUCCUCAGACUCAGUAUCUACUCUUAACAGUGAAGAUUUUGUCUUGGUUUCCAGGCAAGGAGAUGAGACACCAUCUACAAAUAAUGGAAGUGAUGACGAGAAAACAGGACUCAAGAUUGUAGGGAAUGGAAGUGAACAGCAGCUGCAAAAAGAGCUAGCAGAUGUGCUGAUGGAUCCUCCAAUGGACGACCAGCCAGGGGACAAGGAGCUUGUGAAAAGGUCACAACUGGAUGGUGAAGGAGAUGGGCCACUUUCUAGUCAGCUCUCAGCUUCAUCUACCAUUAACCCUGUGCCAUUAGUAGGGCUCCAAAAACCAGAGAUGAGCCUGCCAGUGAAACCUGGACAAGGAGAUUCUGAAGUGUCAAGUCCUUUCACACCAGUAGCAGACGAGGACAGCGUAGUUUUCAGUAAACUAACUUAUUUAGGCUGUGCCUCAGUAAAUGCUCCCCGGAGUGAAGUGGAAGCCUUAAGGAUGAUGUCCAUCUUAAGAAGCCAGUGUCAGAUUUCACUAGAUGUAACCCUCUCAGUGCCGAAUGUAUCCGAAGGAAUCGUGAGACUCUUAGAUCCUCAGACAAACACUGAAAUAGCAAACUACCCUAUCUACAAAAUUCUCUUCUGUGUCAGAGGGCAUGAUGGAACUCCUGAAAGCGACUGUUUUGCUUUCACUGAAAGUCAUUACAAUGCAGAGCUCUUCAGAAUACAUGUCUUCCGGUGUGAAAUACAAGAAGCUGUAAGCCGGAUACUUUACAGUUUUGCCACUGCCUUCCGCCGUUCUGCAAAGCAGACCCCACUGUCAGCCACUGCUGCACCCCAGACUCCUGACAGUGACAUCUUUACCUUCUCUGUGUCUUUAGAAAUAAAAGAAGAUGAUGGUAAAGGUUAUUUUAGUGCAGUUCCCAAAGAUAAGGACAGACAAUGCUUUAAACUACGCCAAGGAAUUGAUAAGAAGAUUGUCAUCUAUGUGCAACAAACAACUAAUAAAGAACUUGCCAUUGAAAGGUGUUUUGGUCUUCUCCUUAGUCCUGGAAAAGAUGUACGAAAUAGUGACAUGCACUUGUUAGAUUUGGAAUCUAUGGGCAAAAGUUCAGAUGGGAAGUCCUAUGUUAUUACUGGGAGCUGGAAUCCAAAAUCCCCACAUUUUCAAGUCGUAAAUGAAGAAACUCCUAAAGAUAAAGUGCUGUUCAUGACCACAGCUGUUGAUUUGGUAAUAACAGAAGUGCAGGAGCCUGUUCGAUUUCUCCUAGAGACAAAAGUCCGUGUUUGCUCACCUAAUGAAAGAUUAUUCUGGCCCUUCAGCAAACGUAGUACUACUGAAAAUUUCUUUUUGAAACUAAAGCAGAAAUGCAAUUUAGACUCCCCCUACAGAGCUGAUUUGGGAAAGAUGGAAUUGUUUCCACUGUUCGCAGAUAACGAUGAACCUCUCUUGAGUGGAUUUGGUGAUGUAUCCAAAGAAUGUGCAGAAAAAAUUCUUGAAACAUGGGGAGAACUGCUGUCAAAAUGGCAUCUCAAUUUGAGUGUGAGACCAAAGCAGCUGUCAUCUUUAGUAAGAAACGGUGUCCCUGAAGCUCUUCGGGGAGAAGUCUGGCAACUUCUAGCAGGCUGUCACAACAAUGACCACUUGGUAGAAAAAUACCGCAUUCUCAUCACAAAGGAGUCUCCCCAGGACAGUGCUAUUACCCGGGAUAUUAACAGGACAUUCCCAGCCCAUGACUACUUUAAGGACACAGGAGGAGAUGGACAAGAUUCUUUAUAUAAAAUAUGCAAGGCUUAUUCCGUGUAUGAUGAAGAGAUUGGCUAUUGCCAGGGCCAGUCAUUUCUUGCUGCUGUGCUGCUUCUCCAUAUGCCUGAAGAACAGGCAUUCAGUGUUCUGGUCAAGAUCAUGUUUGACUAUGGCCUCAGGGAACUUUUCAAGCAAAACUUUGAAGAUUUGCAUUGCAAAUUUUACCAGUUGGAGCGCCUCAUGCAGGAAUACAUUCCCGACCUGUACAACCACUUCCUGGAUAUAAGCCUUGAAGCACACAUGUAUGCCUCCCAGUGGUUUCUUACGCUUUUCACUGCAAAAUUCCCUCUCUACAUGGUCUUUCAUAUCAUCGACCUGCUUUUAUGUGAGAUUAGUCAGAAGAAGUUGAAAAAAUAUGAAAAAGAGUAUCACACCAUGAGGGAACAGCAGGCCCAACAAGAAGACCCCAUCGAGCGAUUUGAGAGGGAGAAUAGGCGUCUACAAGAAGCUAACAUGAGGUUGGAACAAGAAAACGAUGACUUAGCCCAUGAGCUGGUGACGAGCAAGAUUGCACUGAGGAAGGACCUGGAUAAUGCUGAGGAAAAGGCAGAUGCACUGAACAAGGAGCUGCUGAUGACCAAACAGAAGUUGAUCGAUGCAGAAGAAGAGAAAAGAAGAUUAGAAGAUGAAUCUGCUCAGUUAAAAGAAAUGUGCCGCCGGGAACUCGACAAGGCAGAAUCUGAGAUUAAAAAAAAUAGCUCCAUCAUCGGUGACUACAAGCAGAUUUGUUCUCAGUUGAGUGAAAGAUUGGAGAAGCAGCAGACAGCUAAUAAAGUGGAAAUUGAGAAAAUUCGGCAAAAAGUGGAUGACUGUGACCGCUGCCGGGAAUUUUUCAACAAAGAAGGACGUGUAAAGGGGAUCAGCUCAACCAAGGAGGUUUUAGAUGAGGACACAGAUGAAGAGAAGGAGACGCUCAAGAACCAGCUGAGAGAGAUGGAACUAGAACUGGCACAAACCAAGCUCCAGUUGGUGGAAGCCGAGUGUAAGAUACAGGACUUGGAGCACCAUUUAGGCCUUGCCCUCAGUGAGGUUCAGGCAGCGAAGAAGACAUGGUUCAACCGAACGCUGAGCUCCAUAAAGACGGCAACUGGGGUUCAAGGGAAAGAGACUUGCUGAGAGCAGCUGCUGCCUCCAGACACCUUCAGAAAACACGACACCUUUUGUUGCCUUCUUUGGCCAGAUGUGUGAUUCUGUGACAUGUCCCAGGACCGGAAUGUACCUAAGUCAGAUCUGUAGACACAUGUUGGUAGGUCAUUGGACCAGAGCUCAUGAAGCAGGCAGCCUCUGGGGUAAGACUACUGAUACUAACAGGCCUGCUAGCUCAGCAGAUGCUCUAGACACAAUCUAGAAAUCACUCCUCAGUGUGACCUCCCAGGCCCCUUCCCUGUGUAGGUCAACACGUCACCCAGCUUAAAGGCUGAGUUUACA
Molecule: messenger RNA, 3378 nt
Organism: Propithecus coquereli (Coquerel's sifaka)
Lineage: Eukaryota; Metazoa; Chordata; Mammalia; Primates; Indriidae
Gene: RABGAP1
Product: RAB GTPase activating protein 1
Exons: 24
Coding region: 136-3066 (976 amino acids)
Source: RefSeq, a predicted model, not a curated record